Acanthoscelides obtectus is the source of this 470-nucleotide messenger RNA. NCBI's taxonomy places the organism in Eukaryota, Metazoa, Arthropoda, Insecta, Coleoptera, Chrysomelidae. The record is from the annotation of a GenBank genome assembly.
GUGGAAGAUCAUCAAAAAAACUAUGUACGAUGUAGAAAUAUACAAGGUGUUCCAUUCGACAUUGUUGAGAAAAGCCAAUCGUGGACGGUUUAAAAGCUGUAGGCCAUCACAUGAUACGGGAUGUCAGCAGAGGAAGUUCCAUCAUUUGUGGAUUACUGAGAAAAGCUGGAAAAAUCAUAGGCAACGCCGAUUGGAGGAAAGGAGGCGAUGUAUACGGAUUAUAGAUAUCCAAAUUGUAUAGAUUUUAGCGUUUAUUGACAAACUCAUGUAGAACAAGUCGGAGUGCAUUUUUUUCAUAUCGUUACUUUUAUCCGUUAGAUUGAGAUUAAUUGAUCGCUUAUUUUUUCUUCCGUCGUCAUAUCACAUAGCAACCAAUGAGACUUAAACAGAUCAAGUGAUAUGUUUCACUGUAUAGAACUGAUUUGACUUAUUUUCAAAUCAUGUAUAAAGGUAUUAAUAAUAAAUUAUGA